Messenger RNA from Olea europaea var. sylvestris, 696 nucleotides. RefSeq lists its product as uncharacterized. NCBI's taxonomy places the organism in Eukaryota, Viridiplantae, Streptophyta, Magnoliopsida, Lamiales, Oleaceae. Gene Ontology annotation, molecular function: nucleic acid binding. The annotation marks the transcript as partial. The transcript is spliced from 2 exons. The record is from RefSeq and is a predicted model, not a curated record.
AUGCUUGAGGUGGAGUUAUUUGAUGUGUGGGGUAUAGACUUCAUGGGUCUGUUUCCACCUUCUUUUGGUCAGGUAUACAUUCUCCUUGUAGUAGACUAUGUAUCUAAAUGGGUUGAAGCGAUUGCCACACCAACAAAUGAUGUAAAGGUGGUUUUGAGUUAUCACCCACAAUCAAAUGGGCAAGUAGAAGUAUCUAACAGAGAGAUUAAACAGAUUUUGGAAAAGACAAUAAAUAGCAACCGAAAGGGCUGGUCUCUCAAACUAGAUGACGCUCUUUGGGCAUACCAAACCGCCUUCAAAACACCAAUUGGAAUGUCACCUUACCGGUUGGUAUUUGGGAAAGCUUGUCACCAACUGGUGGAAUUGGAACAUAAAGCUUAUUGGGUUGUGAAAAAGUUGAACUUGGACAUGAAAUCGGCCGGUCCACAACGCUUGUUGCAGCUUAAUGAAUUAGAGGAAUUCCGAAAUGAUGCAUAUGAAAAUGAGAAAAUAUAUAAGGAGCGGACAAAAAUGUGGCAUGACAAGAGAAUCAUGAGGAGGGAAUUCAAGGCAGGAGAACGAGUUCUUCUAUUCAACUCUCGAUUGAAAAUCUUUCCGGGCAAGCUUAAUUCCCAUUGGUCGGGACCAUUUGUAAUUCGUAAAGUACUCCCGUAUGGUGCAAUGGAGUUAGUGAACAAGGAUGGAUCUACUUUUCAG